CCAAAAUCGCACCUUUCCCUUUCCCCACCCCGUCCACAGGGAAACUCUCCAAUCCCUAGCACUUCCCUCCUCCGCCGCCGCCUUCAUGCCGCCCCGACGCCGCGGCCGCGGCCGCCGCCGAGCACAGAGCCCAGAGCCCACCUCCCGUCCUCCCUCGCCGCCGCCUUUCAUGCCAGAGCUCACCUCCUGUCCUCCCUCGCCGCCGCCUCCCAUGCCACAGCGCACCUCCUCCCAUGGAAAUCUCCCAGCAACUUCCGCCGCCGCCUCGACGGGCGACCUGAUGCCUGCCUCCUCCUAUGGAAAUCCCCAAGCAACUUCUGCCGCCGCCUCGACGGGCGACGUGAUGCCUGCCUCCUCCUAUGGAAAUCUCCAAGCAACUUCCGCCGCCGCCUCGGCGGGCGACCUGAUGCCUGCCUCCCAAGAUAGGCCUCACGCCUCCCCCUCCCCCUCCACCGGCGACGCUCUCCGUCCACGGCUGCACAUGUCAAGAUGGCGCGAGGAGAGGGAAAGAGAGACAGCACUGUUGGAGACUUCCUCUUCCUCUAUGCCACAAGCUACAAGGCAUGAGGAGAGGGAAAGAGAGACAACACUGGAGGAGACUUCCUCUUCCUCUACACAAACUACAAGGUUUAAGGUGCCAGAUCUCUUGUCAUUGAAGCUUGACAUAAAUCUCUUGGCUGAUUCAUGUAUUUCGACAUUGGUGCCCACUGGUCUUAUGAUAAAAUAUUUUGUGAGAGUUGACAAUGAUGGAAUUUUCCAUACGUAUCCUGACCGUGGUGGACCAUUUGAGAGCAUAAAGGAAGUUCAGGAAGCCAUUGACUCCCACCAUGCUGUUCAGCGAAAAAACAUAUGCAUGGAUGGACUUACCGACGAGGAGAGGGCUAUCCGAUAUGCUCUUUACUGGUAUCAUAAUGGCACACGAAAGCACUCCUAAGAAGCUUUUGAUUCCUGUACGACCAAUCUCCCUACGAAGGAAUUGGUUAAGGCUGUACUCGACAAAUACAACGAGGACAAUGGUCUUGUCGGAGAUCUUGCAUAUGAACUAGAAGAUAUUGUGAGGCACAAAGCAUGUUUUGACGGGAAAGAUUGCAUUUAUAGAUCUUACGCUCAUUUCAAUCUCACUAAAGGACAGACCCAGUGCAUAGAAGCUCCCACACAAGGUGGGGCCUGGGGAGGGAUUAUAGGAACCUAGUCUUACCCCUGCAAAGUGCAAUGCAGAGAGGCUGGUUCGAACCCAGGACCUCUUGGCACAAGUGGGGAGGACUUCACCACUGCGCCAGGCCUGCCCUCUCAUUUCAAUCUCACUAUGAAGACUAAAGGAGCUGCGAACAAGGAUCUGUACUUUGCUGAAGUCACACGUAUGGACGGUGAUUAUGAAGCGUAUGUGCUCACCUGUUUCUGCAUGGUCAAACCUGAUGACAAUGGUGAAUGCCAUGUGUGUGGAGCUGACAUGAAGCACCCUGCUCAUGAUGGAUACAACCGUGGCCGCCCCUUUAUUUCAUAUAGACAUGGUAGACGUCCACGUGGAGUUCCUUUAUUUGAGAAGUUAUUUGCCGUGCGUGAUGAAGCUUGGCUGAAAGAAGAGGAGGAUAGGGUGAGACGUAUGAUCAAGGAAGGGAAGGAGGAACGGCGCAAGUUUCAUACCGGCUAGACGACGGAGGAACUUCUCCCUCCGCCCUAUAGUAUAAGAGCGUUUUUGACACUAGUGAAAUGGAACUUUACUGAAUAGCUUCCAUCUUCAGAACACCACUUGGUGGCGUGUUGUUACUCUGGUUAGGAUUUAAUUAAUCUCCAUCGUUUACCGUUGCACCUAGUAACUUGGUGGCUUUUAUUGAUUGGUUGCUUGUCACUCU
Molecule: messenger RNA, 1853 nt
Organism: Triticum aestivum (bread wheat)
Lineage: Eukaryota; Viridiplantae; Streptophyta; Magnoliopsida; Poales; Poaceae
Product: mucin-7
Exons: 8
Coding region: 86-934 (282 amino acids)
Source: RefSeq, a predicted model, not a curated record